Molecule: messenger RNA, 2431 nt
Organism: Uloborus diversus
Lineage: Eukaryota; Metazoa; Arthropoda; Arachnida; Araneae; Uloboridae
Product: short-chain dehydrogenase/reductase family 16C member 6-like
Cellular component (GO): lipid droplet
Molecular function (GO): oxidoreductase activity, acting on the CH-OH group of donors, NAD or NADP as acceptor
Source: RefSeq, a predicted model, not a curated record
GUUGGGAGACUUCUGUAGCUGAUCGUCUUGCGUCGUGCGGCUGUUUAAUUUCCCCAAUUCAACGACGCUAAAACGUAUAACCGCGUCAGUAGUUCCUGAUAAUUGAUCGGAUUUUUGUCAAAUAAUUUGUUUGUUCUUUUGUCUUCAGAUAGAAGGAAAACUAAAAUGGAUAUCUUUGACGGGUGCUUGUGGUUCAUUUCUAACAGCAAGCUACAGUUUCUUGGGUGCUUGCUGACAAUACUGAACUGCUUUUCGGCCACGUUCCGACCCAUAAGGAGACUGUAUGAUUGGAUAAAAUCCUGAUAUCGGUUUAUCUCAGUACGACCUAUGUGCCAUCGGAAUUAUCCCCCGUGCGUGUUGUCCUUGUGAUUUGUUUUUCUUUCGUUUCGUCAUUUUUCGUUCUACUGUUGCGGGCUAGUGUUUGUGCUAUAAACGGAAUCUCAGUUUCCUCUGCUUUAUGUGUAGUCAGUAUUUGGUGAUAGAAUAAUCUCAGUUUCCUCUGCUUAUGUAUAGUCAAUAUUUGGUGAUAGAAUAAUCUCAGUUUCCUCUACUUUAUGUAUAGUCAAUAUUUGGUGAUAGAAUAAUCUCAGCUUCUUCUACUUUAUCUUUAUCCAGUAUUCGGUGAUCGAAUAAUCUCAGUUUCCUUUGCUUUAUGCGUAGUCAGAUAUUCGGUGAUAGAAUAAUCUCAGUUUCUUCUACUUUAAAUUUAGUCAGUAUUCGGUGAUAGAAUAAUCUCAGUUUUCUCCGCUUUUUAUGCACUCAGUAUCUUGGUGAUAGAAUAAUCGCAGUUUUUUCUAGUUUAUCUGUCUUUAGUAUUUGGUGAUUGAAUAAUUUCAGUUUCCUAUGUUUUUUAUGUUGUGAUGAUAGAAUAGUCUGUUUUUUUUUUUUUUUUUUUUUUUUGUUUUUGCUUUAUUUAUAGUCAGUAUUUGCUACUAGAAUAUUAAUACUGCAUCUUACUUAAGUGUGACUGCGCUUUUCUUUUAAUAUUUCAUCCCAAUAGAAACUGGAGAUCAUUUAACUUGUAUUUUAUUUUUUAUUGAAGUUUUUUUUUCUUCUAAAUUUCUAGACGACGUUACACUUGAACUCUUGGCAUGGAUUCCAAUUUAGUCUCAUUUCAAUUAUUUUAGUUGACACUCAUAGUUAGUUUGAAUAUUGAUAGCUCAAAAUUGGAAAUUAAGACCUCUGGCUAUAUCUUCGUUGUUCGUUCAAAUUUUUGUUGUUCCAGUUACUAAAAUUUUUGUUUUCGUUCUACACGUUGCUAAAUUUUUUGUUGUUAUUUUGAUUAUUUUCAAAACUUCUGUGGAACUCUGAAAAUUCUAUCUAGUUUGAAUUGUUCUUUUGGACAUGUAAUUUCAAAUUCCAUUUUCACUGAUAUAUUAUAUUACCAGUAGCUUUUUUCAUCACGUGAAAUUUUUUUCUUAUUUAAAACAAUUUAAAUAUUGUUUAUUUUUUUAAAGAAAUAUUGAUCAAAAUUUACACUUUUCUUAGAGUAACGCAGUACUGUUUCUUCCCUUUAGUCUUUGAAAAGAUAACUUUAUUGAAUGUCAAUGAGCUACUCUUGAUUUUUCGAUUUUCUAAAUCAAUUUAUUUAUUUUCAGUUUUAUUUAAGCAUGAAUGCCAUUCAAGCCGUUCUUUACCUAACACCCUUCGUAAUCCUCAAUUUUUUCAAAUGCCUAUUCCUACGUAUAUUUUCGAUACCGAUAAAGGAAAAGAAAAGCAUCGAUAGCGAUACUAUUCUAAUCACUGGUGCCGGUAGUGGAGUAGGACGCAGUUUGGCCGUCCAGUUUUCGAAGCAUUCUACUAGUUUAGUGUUACUGGACAUCAAUACGAAUUCUUUGCUCGAAACGAAAAAACUCGUGAAUCAGAAAUCGAAAGUUUUUAUUUACAAGUGUGACGUUUCUGCCAGGAAAUCUGUGUAUGAAGUAGCAGAACGGAUUAAGAAAGAAGUCGGGAAAGUUGAUAUACUGGUCAACAAUGCAGGUAUAGUCUUCGGAAAGCCUUUUAUGGAACUGACAGAUGAACAAAUACUGAAGACCAUGCAGGUGAAUGCUUUAGGUCAUUUCUGGAUGUGCAAGGCGUUCCUUCCGUCCAUGAUGGAAUGGAACAAAGGCCACAUCGUCAGUAUUGUUAGCAUCGCUGGUGUCUUUGGUGGACCCAAGCUGACUGAUUACUGCGCCAGUAAAUUCGCUGCUCUUGGUUUUGCGGAAUCUUUGGAAUUGGAACUGAAAGAACAAGGAUUGGACGGCAUCAAAAUUACCACAAUAUGUCCGUCCCUGAUAACAACUGGGUUGUUUGAAGGUGCUGACGUCAAAUCUAUGCACACUGCUCUAACUCCAGAUUAUGCUGCUCAACAAAUUGUGAAUGCGGUUUUAGAAGAUGAAGAAUUUCUGUUCCUUCCAAGAUCAUUCUAUUUCAUGUUUCUAUUGAAAGG